Molecule: messenger RNA, 5314 nt
Organism: Cucumis sativus (cucumber)
Lineage: Eukaryota; Viridiplantae; Streptophyta; Magnoliopsida; Cucurbitales; Cucurbitaceae
Product: E3 ubiquitin-protein ligase RKP
Exons: 11
Coding region: 387-4199 (1270 amino acids)
Biological process (GO): protein ubiquitination; ubiquitin-dependent protein catabolic process
Cellular component (GO): cytoplasm; ubiquitin ligase complex
Molecular function (GO): ubiquitin-ubiquitin ligase activity; protein binding
Source: RefSeq, a predicted model, not a curated record
CGAGGCAACUGCUUCGUUUGUGCGGUUCCCUCUUCUUCCUGACAUUUUGGCAAAUUUUUUUUGCAAAAUCUUACUCUCCCUUUCUCUGGGUCUCUUUGGGUCUCGGUCUCGGUCUCGGUCCUAUUAAAUUUCCACUUCAACUACUUUGCUUUUUUCUGCCAUGUCUACGCCGUCUCUACUGUUGCAGCACCACACCACUAAAUAACUGAAAUCUUAUACCCUGAUCACGGGGAUGCUUUUCUUUCAGAGUUUUGAGUUGGUUGGAAUGGGUUAAUAUAUUUGGAGGCCUGCUAGGUUGCUAAGGAACCGUUCUUGGAUUUGUGAUUUGUUCAUCAUUAUUUCUCGUGUUUGCCUGGAGUUGGAAUAAAUAGCUUAUCUUCGGGCAUAUGGCAGAAGACAGUCCAAGGAUUGGUGGGCUUUCUUCUGGAUUGGCUGUUAUUUUAAAUGAUAAUGAUAACCGAGGGAGUUCAUCCAAAGGUAGGUGUUUUUCAUAUUGUGAUGAAUUCAAUCAUCAAUCCGUGGAGCGGACACUUGAAUAUGUAUUUGGUCUCCCCAACAAGUCCAUUAAUCCUCUGACUAGUCCAGUUGAUACGGCAUUUAUACGCUCUAUAAUAAAGAAUAAGUUUUCAGAACUUGCUCGCCCAAUUGCCCACCACGGUGUGGGAAAUGGUAUAUGUAUUGUUGAUAAUGGCUUGGGAUCUAAUGUAGUCUGUAUUGAGAAAGUCAGCAUCUGUGGUGAUAUUAGGAUAGUUAAGCCGCCAUUACUUGUGGAAAGUUUUUCGAUGUUCAGCAGUGCUAGGGCUAAUGCUUGUGUCUGGAGUGGAAAAUGGAUGUACGAAGUUAUUUUAGAAACUUCAGGUAUACAACAGCUUGGGUGGGCAACCCUUGCUUGCCCCUUCACUGACCAUGAGGGUGUUGGUGAUGCAGAUGAUUCCUAUGCUUUUGAUGGCAGAAGAGUUCGCAAAUGGAACAAGGAGGCUGAGAGGUAUGGUCAGUCUUGGGUUGUUGGUGAUGUCAUUGGAUGUUGUAUUGACUUGGAUAGAAAUGAAAUCUCGUUCUAUAGGAAUGGCAUCUCACUUGGGGUUGCAUUUUCUGGGGUUCGCAAAAUGGGUCCUGGUAUUGGAUAUUAUCCAGCAAUAUCUCUAUCUCAAGGUGAGAGAUGCGAAAUAAAUUUUGGUGCUCACCCUUUUAAAUAUCCUAUUGAUGGCUACUUGCCCCUUCAAGCACCCCCAUCGAUUAACGAUUUUGCUUCUCAUAUGCUGAAAUGCUUAUCAAGGAUUUUGGAAGAGAAACGCAUAGAAUGCCUUGAGAUUAACUCCGUUGAGAAACUGAGGAGAUUAAAAAGAUUUGUCUCAGUUGAAGAACUAUUUCGUCCUGUCUCUAUUGGGAUUUGUGAUGAAUUCUUCUCUGCACUUGAAGUUGAUGCAAAUGGUAUUGAGUAUAUUGGACGAGGUCCUUUUUUGGCAUUCAUGAUGGAAGUGUUUGGACAACAGCCACCACACAAUCACUCAAGCUUAGAUAGAAUUAUUGAUGUUCUUCUAAGAUGUCAAGGCUCUCUUGCAUUAUUUGAGCAUUUAAUAAAUGCCCUUUCUUGUAGCUGUAAAACAUCCCCACUAGUCCUAACUGAGUGCCCAUAUUCUGGAUCCUAUUCCUAUCUUGCAUUGGCUUGUCACAUGUUCAGACGAGAAGAAUUAUUGGUGCUUUGGUGGAAGUCAGUUGAUUUUGAAUUCCUCUUUGAAGGGUUUUUAUCACGGAAGAAUCCAAAUAAGCAGGAUCUUGAGUAUAUGAUGCCCUCGGUUUGGUGGCCUGGUUCACGUGAGGAUGUGUCAUACGAAAGUAGCAUGGAUUUAACUACAACAGCUCUAUCUGAAGCAAUAAAUGAGAUUGAGGAGAAGCACAGAGAUCUUUGCCGCCUUGUCAUUCAGUUCAUUCCACCCACAACAUCUCCCCAGUUGCCAGGUUCAGUAUUUAGAACAUUUUUGCAGAACCUAUUACUGAAGAACAGAGGAACUGAUCAUAAUGCAUCCCCUUCUGGAGUUUUAAGCAAUUCAAUUGUUGUUUCUCUAUAUGCUGUGAUACUUCACUUCUUGUCUGAAGGAUUUGGAAUGGGCAGUGUUUGUGACUGGUUGAGAAGUAAUGAAAAUGAUGGCCCUGAUACUGGUUUUCUUCAUCGAGGUGGGCAACGCACUUUCCCUGUAUAUUUGUUCUUUAAAGAUGAGUCCCAUCGAACUGUCACAGCUAGGCUUGGAGGUUCAUACAAUCAUAUAUCAAAAUUACAUCCUCAUGAUCAAGAAGUGGAAGUAAUUCAUUGGGAGGAAGGUUGCAUGGAUGACCAUGAGACCAGAGUAACUCAUUCCACCAGGCAGAAGCCGUGUUGCUGUUCAAGUUAUGAUGCUGAAGGCAUGAGGAGUUCAAAGGAUCCUAUUAAACAUGCUAUCAGAAACUGUCGUGGAAUUCCUAUGCACGAUAGAUCUGCUCAUGUUGCUAGUGAAUGUAGUGCUGGAAAUUUGAAUGAUGAAAUAACUGACAAACCAAGUUCAAGCGAACAAUCUGAUGCACAGUUUGGAUAUUGCCCAAUGCAGCACAUGAGAAUUGUGCCGAGAGAGACAAAUACAUCUUCAGCUACAUUAAGAGAAGAAGAACUUUUAGACUUCUUGCUUCUCUUUUAUCACAUGGGACUUGCACCAGAUUUUAAGCAGGCAUCACAUUACAUGUCACAUCAAUCUCAGUUAAUAGCUCUUCUUGAAGAAACUGAUAAACAGAUAAGAGAACGAGCUUGUAGGGAGCAAAUAAAGCGUCUAAAAGAAGCUCGUAGCACUUACAGAGAGGAGGUGAUUGACUGUGUCAGACGUUGUGCAUGGAAUCGCAUUUCUUUGUUUUCCCAGUGGAAGCAAAGAGGAAUGUAUGCAAUGUGCAUGUGGACUGUUCAGUUGCUUCUUGUUCUUAGCAAAAUGGACUCGAUGUUUAUUUAUGUCCCUGAGUUUUAUGUGGAAGCACUGGUUGACUGCUUCCAUGUGUUACGCAAGGGAGAUCCUGCAUUUGUACCUUCAACUAUAUUUCUCAAGCAAGGACUUGCGUCAUUUGUGACAUUUGUAGUUACUCACUUUAAUGACCCAAGGAUAUCAAGUGCCGAUCUAAAAGAUCUGCUUCUUCAGUCCAUAUCUGUUCUUGUUCAGUACAAAGAAUAUUUGGUCACUUUUGAGAGUAACGAGGCAGCUACACAAAAGUUGCCAAAGUCGUUGCUAUUAGCAUUUGAUAACAGAUCCUGGAUUCCCGUGACGAACAUUCUUCUGCGACUAUGCAAAGGUUCUGGCUUUGGUUCUUCAAAGUAUGGAGAAUCAUCAUCGUCAUCCAUCACAUUUCAGAUACUACUACGAGAGGCAUGUGUCACAGAUGAAGGGCUGUUCUCACCUUUUCUUAAUCGUUUAUUCAAUACUCUUAGCUGGACUAUGACUGAAUUCUCAGUUUCAAUUCGAGAAAUGCAAGAAAAAUACCAGGUACUAGAUUCUCAUCAAAGAAAAUGCAAUGUCAUAUUUGAUCUUUCAUGCAAUCUGGCAAGGGUUUUGGAAUUUUUUACACGGGAAAUCCCUCAAGCAUUCCUGUUAGGAUCUGAUACAAAUCUCAGAAGGUUGACUGAGUUGGUACUUUUUGUGCUGAACCAUGUAACUUCAGCAGCAGAUGCUGAAUUCUUUGACUUGUCUCUUAGACGUACUGGCCAAUCUCUAGAGAAAGUAAACAGAGGCAUGAUAUUGGCUCCUCUUGUCGGUAUCAUUUUGAAUCUGUGGGAUGCUAGUGCUGAGCUGAAGUACAAAGAAUACAAUGACAUUGUUGGUAUUUUCGCUAGCAUGGAAUGUCUAAAUACUGUAAACUGUGGAUUUCGGCUUCUGUUGGAUUACAACUGGGCUGGUUCCUUUAGAGGGGAUGGUUAUGUUGCACAACUUGAACGGCUGGAGAACUUUUUAAGCCUUCUUCUUUAUAGGAUGGAGUCUUUAGCUCUUGAUAAUUCCGCAUUUGAUGAUCAAACAGAUGCUAGUGACAGCAUAUGCUGCAUCUGUUAUGCAAGUGUAGCUGAUGCAUGUUUUAAACCCUGCUCUCACCAAUCGUGCUAUGGUUGUAUUUCCAGGCAUCUUUUGAAUUGUGAGAGAUGUUUCUUUUGCAACGCAGCAGUGGAGGACGUUAUCAGAGCUGUUACUAAUUAGACAUUUUAGUAAGUAUUUAUGUUCCACACUAAUGAAAAAUGAAAAUAAGACGGCACCAAUUUUGGUGGUGCAGACCUAGCAACCAAUGAACUUAAUAGGCGCAAUCAUUGUGCUGAUACAAAUGAGGUCCUAUCAGAGGAGGCAAUUAUUUUAUUAAUUAUUAUUACUUUUGGUACUUUUCUUUUUAGGGAGGGGGGUCGGAAUAGAAGAUAGUUUGAAUCAAAUUUAAACAUGUAGCUAUAUAGUUGUAUAGGUGUACAAAUUGGGUUAUAUGUCAAAGCAUAUCCUGGUUAGGGAAUUUUGUAGUAAGUUUGAGGGGGAAUAUUCUGUAUAUAUGAGAUGUAAAUACCAAGGAAAGUACUUGAUGACUCCCCUUUUCCUCUCUAUCACUUUCUCUGACUUAGUGAAUCACUAUAUUUUUUUUAAUCAUAGCAUAAUUAUCCGUGGAGAUCCAUAGCUCAAAUGGAGCUACUCUCUUCGGGUUUCUCAAAGGGAUUUGACUAUAGCCUACAGCAUUCCUCUGAUAAUCAGUGAAGAAUUUUAAAAUGAGAGUAGGCGGAAGAAGGCUAGCUAGCCACCAUCAAAAUCUCAUUCUGGUUCAAGAGCUAAAAGAUAGAAUUAUGGAGCUGAAAGUGGCAUUUUCAACAAAGUACAUCUACAAAAAGGAAGGUUUGGCUGUGGGAACAGAUUGCUUCUCUUCCGCUGCUUGCAUGAAUUAAAGUUUGGUUCUAAGGAGGGUUGCGGUGCUCGUGCUCGUGCUCGUGCUCUUCCUUGUUGAUCUCAACUUCAAUGUAGAGAUGGAAGUUUUACAGUCAUAAUGUCUCCAUGAUAAAAAGAUCCAAUUUUGGACAUUGAUCUUUGGAUGAAAAGGAAGUCUUGUGAGAAACUGAGCAAGUGUGGCUCUCGGAUGCAUACAAAGUGAGUUCUCUUUGAGAUCCCAGUGUAAAUAUGUUUCAUAAGCAGUAAAAGCUAUCUGCCGUGCACCAUUAUAGCGAGUGCAAAAUAUUUCCUUCAUUUGGAAUCCGGUUGUCUCCCCCUUAUAAAAUAGGGAACUCAUGUUUUAAUGAUUAUUCAAGUGAAGUUAGAGCUAUAUGCUCUGAUUAUUUAGCUUUAAA